AUGGGUGCCAUUCAAACUCUUAUACUCUCUAGAUCAACCAUUAAACCCUCCUCUCCCACUCCCCUUCACCUCCGAACCUUCAAGCUUCCAUUCUUCGGACAGCUCCUUCCUCCAUUCUACAGUGAAAUCAUCUUCUUCUACACACCCACAACCAAAAACAGUGCAGGCAUGUCUGAUACCAUCAAGGAUUCACUGUCUAAAACCCUAACCAUAUUUUACCCACUUGCUGGGAGACUCAAAGAUGCCUGUUCCAUCGACUGUAACGACGAAGGGGCUUAUUUCUUGGAAGCUCGAGUCAACUGCCAAAUCUCUGACGUUCUUCGAGAACCUGAUGCUAAGUUGCUGGGGGGUUUCCUUCCAGUCGAACCCAGAACGUCCGAGAUAUCUGCAGGUUGCAUGCUGCUCGUUCAACAGACAAUUUUUGACUGUGGUGGAAUAGCAAUUGGAAUGUGUUUUCAACACAAGAUGUUUGAUUUAUCCUCCAUGUGCUGCUUUUUCCAAAACUGGACUGCCAUGGCCACUGGAAAUUCCGAUGCAGUAGUGUGCCCAAAAUUCAUCGACGCAUCGUUUAUGCCACCAAGAGAAGGCUUCAUCACCCCCACCACGGGUUACGCAACCACGGAGAAUUAUACAACAAGGAGGUUUGUAUUCGAGGCGUCAAAAAUAGCUGUUCUUAAAGAAAAAACUGCCGGAGAAAAUGAGCAGAACUACCCUACUCGUGUUCAAGCAGUGUCUGCGUUUAUCCUCAAACGCACCAUAGCUGCGGCUCGACUGAAAUCGGGGUCCGAAACACCAACUGUCUAUCUACAGACAGUGGACUUGCGCAGAUGGGUAGACCCACCAUUGCUGAAAAACUCCAUAGCUCAUUUCGUUUGGACACAUCCUGUAAUCAUCGAGGAGAGCGACAUAGAAUUACCAGACUUCGUAAGCAAAAUCAAGGAAAGAUUCACUGAAUUCUGCACAAAAAAGGCGAACAGAUUCAAGGGUGAUGAAGCUUUUCAAGUGAUUCGCGAGUCGCUUGAAGAGUACAGUGAAUUGUUCAAGAGCCCAACUAUUAGUUGUACAAGUUGGUGCAAAUUUCCAUUGUACGAAACGGAUUUUGGAUGGGGAAAACCAACAUGGGUAAGUAGUCCAGGAAAUCAAUUUGGGAACUUAAUUCUAUUGGUAGAUACAAAGUGUGGGACUGGUAUAGAAGCUUGGGUGACCUUGGAUGAAGAAGUGAUGGCCAUCUUGGAACAUGAUGAGGAGCUCCUAGAAGCUGCUUCCUUCAACCCGAGUCCUCUUGAAGAACAAUGUUUAAUCUUCCCAUCUAAAACUGCUUGA
Ilex paraguariensis (yerba mate) is the source of this 1323-nucleotide messenger RNA. The record is from the annotation of a GenBank genome assembly. Lineage: Eukaryota; Viridiplantae; Streptophyta; Magnoliopsida; Aquifoliales; Aquifoliaceae.